This is a messenger RNA of Sebastes umbrosus (honeycomb rockfish), 814 nucleotides long. Its product is annotated as ankyrin repeat domain-containing protein 16-like. The transcript has 2 exons. The record is from RefSeq and is a predicted model, not a curated record. Gene Ontology annotation, molecular function: protein binding. NCBI's taxonomy places the organism in Eukaryota, Metazoa, Chordata, Actinopteri, Perciformes, Sebastidae. Bases 247 to 579 code for a protein of 110 amino acids.
UUUCCUGCCAAUCUACUGCUCCACACUCCAGUCCAGUAGGUGAUGGUAAUGCACCAAAUCGUUGUUUGCCAACCACCAAUAAAGCUCAAAGAAGAAGAAGAAGAUGAACAACAGUGAACUCUUCUCUUCUCUGCAGCAUGUCUUCAGGAAGACCAGCUUGACUAUUUUCUGUCAUUUUGACCAGAAAGUGACUUUUUGUAGUUGGUGCUGCAGCCUUUAACCUUUAACCUUUGACCUCUAACCAGCAUGGAUGAGAACACUUUAAAGCAGCUGGUGAAGCUCACUCAGGAUGGACAGGUUGACUCUCUGCAGAGACUGAUCAGCAGCUCUGAGGUUCAGUCUGUCAGCAGGAGACACUUCGGUCGGUCUGGGGACACCCUGCUGCACUAUGCUGCCAGGAGAGGACACCUGGACAUGCUGCAGUAUCUCAUAAAGCAGGUGUGCAUGGAUGUGGAGCUGCACAACAACGACUACAAGAGGCCUCUGCACGAAGCUGCUUCCAUGAGCCACCAGGCCUGUGUUAGCUACCUGCUGCAGGAAGGAGCCAACGUGGACAGUCUGAAGAAAGCUGACUGCUGAACCUCAUCAUGCAGCAGGCAACAUCACACAUCCCCAGAGACUCAGGGGGCUUUGUGAGGAUGCUUGAAGACGAGGCUUUCUGUGUUUUCCUGACAUUGUUCCAUAAGAUCAUGCCACAGGUGGACAUGCUUUUCAACCAGCUGCAGAAGAGGAACAUGGACCCUGUCUUCAUCAGAGCACUGGUCCAGAGGUUCACAGACAGCAUGCUAACCAUCAGAUAAAUAACUCCCAGAUA